Aedes aegypti (yellow fever mosquito) is the source of this 627-nucleotide messenger RNA. Its product is annotated as HIG1 domain family member 2A, mitochondrial. The transcript is spliced from 2 exons. NCBI's taxonomy places the organism in Eukaryota, Metazoa, Arthropoda, Insecta, Diptera, Culicidae. Gene Ontology annotation, biological process: mitochondrial respirasome assembly. The coding region runs from base 185 to 511 and encodes 108 amino acids. Gene Ontology annotation, cellular component: mitochondrion. The record is from RefSeq and is a predicted model, not a curated record.
CUUCGCGGUGUGAUGUAAAAAAAUUCACCCAUCACUCAAAAGCCGACUGAUAUAAUGCGACGUUGUUAAAGUUUUGUGAUCUAAAACUAUAAAAUUUUCACUUCAAUUGGCUUGAUUGAACCCUUGAUUGUAAGUUUCUUCAAACACGUUUGGUUUGUCUACGUUUUAGUAGAAAACAGGAGCAAUGUCGAACGCCCCAGCGGCAGCACCGGCCGUCCAGCAGCAAGCCGAGCUGGAGUGGAUCCAGAUGCGCAAGGACUACACGGACAUCCACGCGGAAACGACCCGCGAAAAGAUGGAACGCAAGGUGAAGGAGAACCCGCUGGUUCCGAUUGGAUGCGCUGCGACCAUAAGCUGUCUUGGGUACGGGUUGUGGAGCUUCCGGAAGGGCCGCCGACAGAUGUCCCAGUAUAUGAUGAGGGCUCGAAUCUUUGCGCAGGGUUUUACCGUGGUGGCGCUCAUUGUGGGUGUCGGAAUGACUUAUGCCAAGAAGGACGAGGGGAAGAAGUGAUGGAUGACUUGGCGGUUUUUGGUCCGGUUCGAAUGUGUUUGUUUUAGCGGGUUUUUGCGAAGGAAAUUAGCAAGACCAAUAUAAUUGAUGUUAUCUAACUGUAAAGACAGGGAUUU